CGGUCUCGUUGAACCGACUUACUUGCGCAGUGAUUCUUCAGGUAGAAUCACCAACAUUUCUGCAAACAAUCGCAGUCGGGUGCUUGCACAAGAACGGCAAGGAGGUUAAAAUUUUACAGAUCUGAUAGCCGGAUAGUGUAAAGUUUGAACCAUGGACUCAAAAGGGCAGGACGAAAAUACAAGGCAGAGGAAUGGUAUAUUAAAAUCUCCGAGUACAGGUGCCGGUGGAAGACGUGGAAGUCUGUACGCUAAUCUCCAACUUCCAAACAAACCCAAGAGACCUCAUAUACCGUCUAGUGAUGACUUGAAUGAGGAGGAAACCGCACAUACUCUCACAGACCAGGAAUAUUUCCCAGUAGACAUUGUACAAAAUGUGCUCAACAAUGUCAAGGAUAAAGGGCACAAAAGUCACAACGUUUUUUGCCAACUCGACACACUGAAAACGUUCAUGGGCAACUGGGAGUGGAGAGAAACUGCCAGAUGGGUUAAGUUUGAAGAGGUAGUGGAGGAAGGUGGUAAGAGAUGGUCAAAACCGCACGUAGCGUCAUUGUCAAUGCACGCAAUGUUGGAGACAAGAAAGAUGUUGAUGGAAGGUAGUCUCUUGCUAGACUUGGAUAUCUUCUCGAUGGGAGAAAUGGCCGAUGAAUUGUUGGAUCACUGGAUUGAUCAUGACCACCUGGACCACAAGUUAAGACAAUAUAUGAGAGAUAUUUUGCUCAGAAAGCAUAAACAUAGCCAUGUUCCCCGCCCCAAGGAGGAAAAGAAGGAAGCCAAGAGGUUGGAGAGUGUUGCAAGCACUACCAGUUUGACAAGUAUGAAUUCUCACGGCAGUUCCACUGACCUGGAGGGACUUGUCGCCCAAGAUUACAAGCCAAACAGUAAUUUUAUGAGGAAGAUUCCGAAGGGAUCCGAGGUGUGUAAUAUAAUGGUUGGGGAACUGGAGGAUCUCCAUACCCCAAUCCUUGGCCUCAUUAGACUUAAAGAGGCCCGUCUUCUUGAGGGAAUCUCAGAAGUUAAGUUGCCGACCAGAUUUGUGGCAUGCAUAUUUGGACCACGGGGUUUCACAAACGCACGAGAAGUUGGAAGAUGUAUCGCAACUAUGAUGACUGAUGAUGUGUUCAGAGAGGUAGCAUACAAGAGUCGUAGUAUAAGCGACCUGAUUGCUGGCCUUGAUGAGUUCGUUGAGCAAGUCACCGUUCUACCACCAUCAGAAUGGAACCCCAAAAUAAGAAUUGAACCACCACAAAAAGUUCAAUCUCAGAUGCACCGACGUAUGUCAUCUGCACAGUUACUAGACUAUAAAGGUGAUGAUGAUGACGAAGGCGGACACGGGGAUGACCCAACAUUGCAGAUGUCAAAAAUACCAUUUAAUGGCCUUUACAACGACAUUAAGAGAAAGAUCCCAUGGUAUUGGUCAGAUUAUAAAGAUGGAAUUCAUAUACAGUGCCUUGCCGCCUUUGUUUAUGUGUUUUUGGGGACUUUUACACCAAAUGUCACAUUCGGUGGUUUACUUGGACAAGCAACUGAUCAGUAUAUGGGUGUGAUGGAAUGUAUAUUUGCGGCUGCUGUGACAGGAAUUAUAUUUGCUUUGUUUUCUGGACAACCAUUAAAUAUCCUCGGAAGUACCGGACCUAUGUUGGUGUUAGAAACCAUUAUUUACAACUUGUGCAAGGAUAAUGACUGGGAUUUCAUGCCUGCACGUGUUUGGAUUGGAUUCUGGACGUCGGCGUUCAUCCUGCUCAUUGUAAUAUUCAAUCUUAGCGCUCUCGUGAAAUAUAUUACUCGUUUCACGGAGGAGAGUUUUGCCACCCUUAUUGCAGUGAUCUUCAUUGUGGAGGCGUUUAAGAAAUUGUUUGAGAUCGAAACGGAUUAUCCAGUAAAUGGAGAUCCGGACACGUUUAUCUCGACCAACUGCUCCUGCAUUCAACCCAACUGCUCCGCCUUGCUGACAACUACAGUGGCUUCAGUUGCUAGCAGCACACCGAUGACGGCACUUUCAAGGAACUUGACAGAUAUCUGUGCAAACAUCACCGAUAUGGAAUCCAUGAACAAGACCAUCAACUGGGAUAACGCUACAGAAUGUGUUGAUUUCGGAGGUUAUACCAUUGGAGAUGGCUGUAACCCACCACAUUAUGUGGCCGACGUUUUCUUCUUCAGCGUUCUCCUUUUCCUCGGUACAUUCGGAGUGGCUGUAGUGUUGAAAGAUUUCAAGAUGACAACAAUUUUCCCAACAUUUGCUAGACAACUUAUCAGCGACUUUGCCGUACUUUUGUCAAUUAUCAUCUUCGUCGUUAUUGAUAUUCUUGUCGGUAUCAACACACCUAAACUGCUUGUACCAGAAAAAUUCGAGCCAACAAGAAGUGACCGUGGAUGGUUGAUUAACCCAAUCAGCGAUAAGAACCCCUGGUGGUUGGCUAUUGCCGCAGCUGUCCCUGCCCUUUUAUCUGUCAUCUUGAUCUUCCUCGAUCAACAAAUCACAGCUGUCAUUGUCAACAGGAAAGAAAACAAACUCAAGAAAGGAGUCGGUUACCAUUUGGACAUGUUCGUUGUUGCUAUUACUGUUGCCAUCCAUUCAAUACUCGGUCUACCAUGGUAUGUAGCCGCCACUGUAUCAGCUCUUGCUCACGUCAACAGUUUAAAGAGAGAAUCUGAGUGUACCGCACCUGGUGAGAAGCCACAGUUCCUUGGCUGCAGAGAAAACAGACUUACUGCCCUUGCCAUUGGUGUUCUAAGUGGAGCUGCUGUCUUCAUCACUGCUGUACUUAAGGUGAUUCCUAUGCCUGUAUUGUAUGGAGUGUUUUUCUACAUGGGUUUCUCAGCUAUGAGGGGCAUGCAGCUUGUCGACCGUCUUUUCUUGUUUGUGCAACCAGUUAAAUAUCAGCCAGACCUUACAUACCUCCGUCAUGUUCAGUUGUACCGGGUACACAUAUUUACUGUUGUUCAAGUAUUGUGUCUCGGUGUCCUCUGGGCCGUCAAAUCAAUCAAAGCCAUCUCAAUCGGAUUCCCUCUUAUGGUGCUCGCUACCGGUGUUGUAAGGAAGAUCCUUGAAUGUUACUACACGCAAUAUGAACUAAAAUAUCUUGACGACUUACUGCCGGGAAAACACGCGGAAAAACCAGGUGACAAGGAGAGAAUGAUUGGAAGGAUGAACUAUGCUUUCGACGAACCACCAGCAUAUAAACCCUCUCUAACAAAUGGCGAGAAGAAAAAACCAGUGUUCUUUGUCGAUGAAAAUGAUGAAACGAAGAUAAAUGAUACAACUUCUCAUUUAUAAAACAUACAGUGACACAUUUGUGUGAUAAACAUUUUCAGUACAAAUUGAAUUUAUAAGCUAGAAAUAUAAUUGUGAUAUAAGAAAGUUUGCAAGCAUAGUAACUUUCAAUGCCAUUUUCUACCUGUUGUCUUCCCAAAACGAUAUAGAGUGUAUAUACAUGUAUGUGCAAUUUCAAA
Ruditapes philippinarum (Manila clam) is the source of this 3450-nucleotide messenger RNA. Its product is annotated as electrogenic sodium bicarbonate cotransporter 1-like. The record is from RefSeq and is a predicted model, not a curated record. Bases 152 to 3274 code for a protein of 1040 amino acids. Gene Ontology annotation, biological process: monoatomic anion transport; transmembrane transport; bicarbonate transport. Gene Ontology annotation, molecular function: sodium:bicarbonate symporter activity; solute:inorganic anion antiporter activity; monoatomic anion transmembrane transporter activity. Gene Ontology annotation, cellular component: plasma membrane. NCBI's taxonomy places the organism in Eukaryota, Metazoa, Mollusca, Bivalvia, Venerida, Veneridae. The transcript is spliced from 23 exons.